GGGGCGGUUUCCGGGCCAAUGGAGGGUCCGCUCUGUGUGAGGAGGGUGGGACUGAGGCAUUGGCAGUGAAGUGGCCGUCCUGAGGUAAUGGCUGCGGUUCGGGUGUCGGUUUCUUGGUGCGGGCUGUGUCUUCUGCUGGCGGAGGUGCUGUGUACGGUGCAUUAUGCCGGCGCUCUGGAAAUCUACGGACCAAACGAGUUAUUCGUCGAGAACGGCACAUACGCAAAAUUGCCCUGUAGCUUCAAGUCUACAGACGUGACGAGCAGCACGACCUCCAUCACGUGGACGUUCCUAGAAGAAGGCUCUAGUGCCGCAGGAGUGGUGAUUUUCUAUUACAUUGGCGGGAAGCAGUAUCCUGGGACAAUGCCGCGCUUUAAGGAUCGGGUCUCGUGGGCCGGAGAAAUCAAUAACAGGGAUGUGUCUAUCAAGUUGGAUAAGAUUACCUUUAAGGACAACGGGACCUACAGCUGCUCGGUCAUGAAUCCUCCGGAUAUCUCUGGCACCCCAAAGCAGAUAAAGCUGCGGGUUGUGGAGAAGGAUAAUCUCCCAGUGUCCAAUGUGCCCUUCUUGGUGGGUAUAAUUUGUGCAGCCAUUGGAGGCCUCCUCCUCAUCGCCAUCAUCAUCUUUGCAGUGGUGAUCACCAAAAAGAAAAGGUCUAGAAAGAAUUACACAGGCAGCGGCGACGGCGGUGGUGGCCAGACAGAAAGCUUGAUGUCCUCCGUUAAGCAGCCGCCACACAGGUCUCCCUCUGAUACUGAGGCUUUGGUACCCAGCGUCCCCCCCGGUGGAACCGUGCAGGGGCCAGUAAUAUACGCUCAGCUGGAUCACUCGGGAAAGGGCGGCUGCCAGAUCAACAAAUCCGAAACCGUGGUGUACGCCGACAUCCGGAAGAACUGCUGACUUUCCUGCCUUGGACAGAUCAAUGUAUAUUCCAUAAGCAACAGUUUUUGCUUAUUUUUUCAUUUUAUUAUUUUUCUUUCCAUGAGACUUUACGCGACACAAAACGAUUGUCGCUCACACGCCAUGUGCGCCUCCUCCCGGGACCAAUGCAUGUGACUAUAGAGAUGUGUAUUGUAUAUGUAACGUACAGCAGCGCUUCUGGGUGCCUUCCCUACGGCAGUGAGUGAUUGGUGUCCGCUUGUAUUUUGUCGGGUAAUAACCAUGUCUGAGGGAGGACUCCCCGCUCGCUUCGCGUCACCCUGCAGAUUGCCAUCCAGCAUGGCGGUCAGUGGCAGCAGGGCCAUACGUUCCUACGUGUAAUAUAUAUGUAUAUCCAUAUGAGCCGGAGGGGCUAUCUUCAUUGGUGUCUCCAAGAAGAGGGCUGCCCCGUCUCGCAGCGGAGGUGGUUUAAUGUGCUGUAGAUGUAGCAGAGCCGAGUGUGUUGUAUGUGUCACCAAGACCGCAGGUUAAUUUGCUCUCCUCUGUUCACAGAGCACAGCCUGCAUGGAUACUCGGUCUGAAAAAGGGGCCUGUGUGGUUCUCUGCUGUUCCUCUGUUAUUCCUCCUGGAAACACAUCAAUGAAUUAAGUGCUGCUAUUCCCUUUGUCAACACGACGUGACUGGACAGUGUCUGAUUGGAUAAUGUCAGUGUGCGUGUCGGGAGACAUCUCAUUGACGUGGAGAGUGGUCGCACCCAGUUGUCAGCUUAUUCAUACAGUCCCAGGAGGAAUGACGGGGGACACGGAAGAAGACCAACAGGUUGAGGUAAAGUUCUGUAGCGCCUCCUGAAUCUAGAGAAGGUCAGUCAGCGGCUCAUCUCCGGAAAAGCACCAUUCAUGGUCACAGAUUUGGCUCUGCUACAUCUGUAGAAGAUCGAAACCCCCGCCAUGAGUUGCGUCUUCCAGACACUGCCUGCAUCUUCAGCCCUUUGGUAACGACUCCUUCCUGCCGAGUUCCAGGCACACAAUCGCCAAAUUUAAGUUUAGCUAAUUAAAAAAAAUAAUAAUAGUGCAUUGAGUUUUUUCAUAUUUUUUAUUUUUUUUCCUUCAGUUCACUCCUUUUAUAUUAAUUUAUUUUGUAUUAUACUUUAUUUCCCGAUGGCAGUCUUAGAUGGACCUGUGCCUCGUCCUCCACAGCAUUAAAAUUGGUGACAUCACUAAUCCACCCUUCUAUGAACCCCACCUCUUUACUGUGACCUCACCAGAUAACCCCACCCCCACUUUACCCUGCGUCUUCUCUCUCCUGACUCUUCCUUGUGGACCGGCUGCAGUAUCGCUUGUUUGGCCACUAGAUGUCAGCGCAGGCGACUUUUACUUUAAACUUUAUUUUUACAUGAA
Molecule: messenger RNA, 2276 nt
Organism: Bufo bufo (common toad)
Lineage: Eukaryota; Metazoa; Chordata; Amphibia; Anura; Bufonidae
Gene: MPZL1
Product: myelin protein zero like 1
Exons: 6
Coding region: 88-900 (270 amino acids)
Cellular component (GO): cell surface; membrane; focal adhesion
Source: RefSeq, a predicted model, not a curated record